UUUUCCAGGUCCAAGCUGAGCUGGCGUUUGGGGAGGUUGCCUCCCCUGACCCGGCCCCGCCCCCGGCCCGCUUCCUCCUCCUCCCAGGGGCGGGCGUCGGCGGCCCGGUGUCCGGCCCAACCCCGGCCCCGGCCCCGCGCUGCGCGGGCAGCCCCUGCCGCCGCGCCAUGUCCGCCGGCUGGUUCCGCCGCCGCUUUCUGCCCGGGGAUCCGCUUCCCGCGCCGCGGCCGCGACUGCGGCCGCCUGGGCCCCGCACCAGCCCCGUGCCUUACCGACGACCUCGCUUCCUGCGUGGCUCGGGCUCCGGCCCCGGCGCGACCGACGUCCCACGCCGCACCGAUGCCCGGCCCGUACGCUGCCCGGCGCGGGGCCGCACGUUGCCCUGGAACGCUGGCUACGCUGAGAUCAUCAAUGCAGAGAAAUCUGAGUUCAAUGAGGAUCAGGCAGCCUGUGGGAAACUGUGCAUCAGACGCUGUGAGUUUGGAGAGAUGGAGGACCAGGAGUGGCUGACCGUGUGUCCAGAGGAGUUCCUGAUCGGUCAUUACUGGGCCCUGUUUGAUGGGCACGGUGGUCCUACUGCAGCCAUCCUGGCUGCCAACACCCUGCACUCGUGCCUGCGCCGGCAGCUCGAGACCGUGGUAGAAGGCAUAAUGGCCCCACAGCCUCCCAUGCACCUCAGUGGCCGCUGCAUCUGCCCGAGUGACCCCCAGUUCGUGGAGGAAAAGGACAUCAAGGCAGAAGACCUGGUGGUCGGGGCCCUGGAGAAUGCCUUCCAGGAAUGUGAUGAGGUGAUUGGGCGAGAGCUGGAAGCCUCAGGCCAGCAGGGUGGCUGCACUGCGCUGGUGGCCGUCUCUCUGCAGGGCAAGUUGUAUGUGGCCAAUGCUGGGGAUAGCAGGGCCAUCUUGGUGCGGAGAGAUGAGGUUCGGCCACUGAGUUCUGAGUUCACCCCAGAGACAGAGCGGCAGCGGAUCCAGCAGCUGGCCUUUGUCUACCCUGAGCUUCUGGCCGGUGAGUUCACCAGACUGGAGUUCCCUCGGCGGCUGAAAGGGGAUGACUUGGGGCAGAAGGUUUUGUUCCGUGAUCACCACAUGAGCGGCUGGAGCUACAAACAUGUGGAGAAGGCAGACCUCAAGUAUCCACUAAUCCAUGGACAGGGCCGGCAGGCUCGAUUACUGGGCACACUGGCUGUCUCUCGGGGCCUAGGAGAUCAUCAGCUCAGAGUCUUGGACACCAACAUCCAUCUUAAGCCCUUCUUGCUCUCCAUCCCACAGGUGACUGUGCUGAAUAUGGACCAGCUGGAGCUCCAGGAGGAUGAUGUGAUUGUCAUGGCAACCGAUGGGCUUUGGGAUGUCCUGUCCAAUGAUCAGGUGGCACGGCUGGUGAGAAGCUUCCUCCCUGGAAACCAAGAUGACCCAUACAGGUUUUCCGAGCUGGCCCAAAUGCUGAUCCACAGCACGCAGGGGAAGGAGGACAGUACCACGGGUGAAAGGCAUGUGUCCUAUGAUGACAUCUCCGUGUUUGUGAUACCACUGCACACCAAGAGCCAAGGAAGCAGUGGCCACUGAGGACUCAGACUGUGUCCCGGUACUGUUCCAGGGCCACAUGUGGUCUGUCUGCCCUGUCCUGGCACAGCCCUGUAUCCCUGCCAUCCACCCCAAUUAAUACUCACUACAAGCAAAAACAUACCAGGCAGACGGAGCUGGCAGGGUCUGGCCUUCUGUGGGGACAUUCCUCUGGAGGUGAACCCAAUGCAGGUCUCCUCAAACAGGCUCUUCCACAGCCCCACAGCAUGAUUCUUAGGUAGGGAGACCUAGAUUAAGGUGAUAAACUUGAGAUGCCAGGAGGGGUAGCCAGCCCAUCUGGACUCAAGUCUUCAAGCCAUGAAUAAUACCAAGGCAUCUGUACAAUCCCUGAGGACCAUGCCAGUGCCUCAGGGAA
Molecule: messenger RNA, 1938 nt
Organism: Ochotona princeps (American pika)
Lineage: Eukaryota; Metazoa; Chordata; Mammalia; Lagomorpha; Ochotonidae
Gene: PPM1M
Product: protein phosphatase, Mg2+/Mn2+ dependent 1M
Exons: 10
Coding region: 168-1565 (465 amino acids)
Biological process (GO): protein dephosphorylation
Molecular function (GO): protein serine/threonine phosphatase activity
Source: RefSeq, a predicted model, not a curated record